Carica papaya (papaya) is the source of this 2372-nucleotide messenger RNA. Its product is annotated as serine/threonine protein phosphatase 2A 55 kDa regulatory subunit B beta isoform. The record is from RefSeq and is a predicted model, not a curated record. Gene Ontology annotation, cellular component: protein phosphatase type 2A complex. Gene Ontology annotation, molecular function: protein phosphatase regulator activity; protein binding. Lineage: Eukaryota; Viridiplantae; Streptophyta; Magnoliopsida; Brassicales; Caricaceae.
GGUAUAGAAAGAGGAAGUGUGAAUUUUUAUUCUCUAGAGGGGGAGAGAGAGAGAGAGAGAAGGGGGGGAGAGAGAGAGAGAGGAAAAUUGGGUAUCUUUCUUGUGCUACUAAUCAAUCAAUGCUUCGAUUGGAAAAUCUAUUGACAUACAGAAAAUUGAGAUGAUGAAUUGAAGAGGUGUUGCGAUACGAUGCGAUCUUCGAUGCCGUGAUUUUGAUUGGGAGGUGAGUUCUGGACCGUUGAUUUCUAACCCUUUUGAUUGAUUGUCAUAGAAGAGAGAUAGAAUAGACACAUAGAUAGAUAUAGAGAGAGAGAGAGAGGAGAGAGAGAGAGAGAGAGAGAGAAAUGAACGGUGCUGAUGAGGUCGUCGCAGCUCCGGCGGGCCCACCUUCGCCCCUCGAGUGGAGAUUCUCUCAGGUCUUUGGCGAGCGAACCGCCGGUGAAGAAGUCCAGGAAGUUGAUAUAAUUUCAGCAAUUGAAUUUGAUAAAACUGGGGACCAUCUUGCCACUGGUGACCGUGGUGGGCGGGUGGUUCUCUUUGAGAGGACAGAUACAAAAGAUCAUGGUGGAUCCAGAAGAGAUCUGGAGAGGAUGGAUUAUCCAAUCACCAGGCAUCCUGAGUUUCGGUAUAAAACAGAAUUUCAGAGCCACGAACCUGAGUUUGACUAUCUCAAGAGUUUGGAGAUAGAGGAGAAAAUCAACAAAAUUAGGUGGUGCCAACCAGCCAAUGGUGCCUUGUUUCUCCUUUCUACCAAUGACAAAACUAUCAAGUAUUGGAAGGUACAAGAAAAGAAGAUCAAGAAAAUUUCUGAGAUGAAUGUGGACCCUUCAAAAGCUGUUGGCAAUGGCACUGUUGGUACUUCAAGUAAUUCAAGCACUAAACAGUAUGUUGCAAAUGGAGGAUACCCAGACAGAUCAUACAAUUAUCUGAAUAAUGACUUCUCAUUUCCACCAGGAGAAAUCCCGUCACUGCAUUUACCUGUGGUAACUAGUCAUGAGACAAGCUUAAUGGCUCGCUGUCGGAGAGUAUAUGCUCAUGCUCAUGAUUAUCAUAUUAAUUCAAUCUCAAGUAACAGUGAUGGAGAAACUUUUAUUUCUGCUGAUGACCUGCGGAUAAAUCUUUGGAACUUGGAGAUCAGCAAUCAAAGUUUCAACAUUGUUGAUGUCAAACCUGCAAAUAUGGAGGAUUUAACUGAGGUGAUUACAUCAGCAGAGUUUCACCCUAUCCAUUGUAAUAUGUUAGCAUAUAGCAGCUCUAAAGGCUCAAUCCGCCUGAUUGAUCUGCGGCAAUCAGCAUUAUGUGAUUCUCAUGCCAAGCUGUUUGAGGAACAGGAGGCCCCUGGUACUAGAUCAUUUUUUACGGAGAUAAUUGCAUCAAUAUCAGAUAUUAAAUUUGGGAAGGAUGGGAGAUACAUACUUGGUCGAGAUUAUAUGACUCUUAAGUUAUGGGACAUCAACAUGGACUCUGGUCCAGUUGCGACCUUCCAGGUUCAUGAAUAUUUAAGACCAAAGCUUUGUGACUUAUAUGAAAAUGAUUCAAUCUUUGAUAAAUUUGAGUGUUGUCUAAGUGGUGAUGGACUUCGAGUUGCAACUGGUUCUUACAGCAAUCUAUUCCGCGUGUUUGGUGUUGCCCCAGGAAGUACUGAAUCCACAACCUUGGAAGCUAGCAAAAACCCAAUGAGGAGACAAGUUCAGACUCCUUCAAGGCCAUCCAGAUCCCUGAGCAGUAUAACACGUGUUGUCAGACGAGGAGCAGAAAGUCAGGGAGUUGAUGCAAAUGGAAAUUCUUUUGAUUUCACAACAAAGUUGCUGCAUCUAGCAUGGCAUCCAACAGAAAAUUCGAUUGCCUGUGCCGCUGCUAACAGCUUGUACAUGUAUUAUGCAUAAAGAUGGUCGGGGAAGAAAUGUACUUGCUUGGUUAACUUUUUGGGUUGAUAUUGGAGAAGGCAUCUUUUCCUUUCCCACCAACCACACCGGAGGCUACAUUCAUUUCUCACGCUUCAAGUGCCCCUCAUAAAAAACAAAAACUGUAGCACGUGCUGUAGUAUGAAGGUCAGAAAACGGCUGUCGCAUAUAAACCACGAGGAAGCAAAACCUGUCUUUCUUCCCGGGUGGGGCAGCUUGGUUCUCUAUUUUUCUUACCUUGGUUCCAAUCCUGGAAGAUCCUUUUUCCCCAUUUUCCUUUAUUCACAGUAUUUUCUUCUAAAGUAGAAGAUGCAGUUUAUGUUCUUAAAUUGUGUUGGGUUGAAGUCGGAAGAAAACGUGAUUGUAGCUCUCCUACAACAAAAAACUAAGGGAUGUUCAAAUAUUUGCCACUAGGUUGAAGCUAAAUUGUAGUUUCUUACUCAAAUCAUGGUGGGAAGGAGGUGUUGA